Molecule: messenger RNA, 1017 nt
Organism: Leishmania mexicana MHOM/GT/2001/U1103
Lineage: Eukaryota; Euglenozoa; Kinetoplastea; Trypanosomatida; Trypanosomatidae
Exons: 1
Coding region: 1-1017 (338 amino acids)
Source: RefSeq, a predicted model, not a curated record
AUGCUGCGUCGCACCUCACGACAGCUGUCGGCGGUGGCGGCCGUCGGACUUGCCGUCGUAGGGGCCGGCGAUGGCACACGACAGAGAAACUCGUUGCAGCGCCUCUUGCGUGACCACGACGAAGGCGUCGCGGCGAACGCCAAGGGCACCAUCACGGUCACAAGCACCUACGAUGUGGAGAGCGCUCUCUACUACGACCAGUACAACAUGGCAGUGAUGCCGUGUGUCAGCGGCGGCCCCGCGCGACAGGCACUGCGGGCAAAGCUCAUUGAGUCUGGUGCCGUUGUUGGCGUUCGGGAGCGGCUUUUAGCGCCUUGGCAGGCGGAGGGCGAGCGGCGCGUUGUCGUGUUCGGCUGCCGCAGCGUUGCGUACCUCAGGCGGCAGCUCUUCGCUGACACAACACACUCUUUCCUCGUCGUGGACCCCUCGCUGAAGGAGUUGAUGGUGGCCGCCGCAGCUCUCACCCCGGCGUUCGCCCACCGCGUCUUCUUUCUGCGCUGCGAGUCGAUGUUUACUUGUCUGCAGGUGCUGCAGCCGGAGACGGCCGACCUGGCCGUGGUGCCAAUGCCGGUGCCCUUCUGGUCCAAGCACGGCAGCCACCGACGCCUCGUGCACUUCGAUUUCUACUGCGCGGCCCACCGUGUGCUGCGUGUCCGAGAGGGGCCCACAGACCCCCGCGGUGUUGUCCUCUUCACCGACUGUGAGCCCUACGCGGCUUUCAUGAUGGAGCACCUGGAGGAAGCGAAGUUGGUGGUGCCGUACACCCGCAAGAACCCAGCCCAGCUCUUCCAGCGGUGGCUGCCACAGGACGAGGUGAUCGAAGACGUCGAGGGGGGUGUACAGCGGCGCCGUCGCGAGUUCCCGAAGCAGCGCGACGAGGAGGUGGUCGCGCUGGCAGCCGCAAAGAGCGGCGCAACGACACCGGACGCGUGUCGGUUUCUGUCCGCCUACAACUAUUCUCGCAAGUACUACCGCGACUUUUCAGAGGAGCGAGUGCAGCAGGCAGGUGGCGGUUGA